ACAGAAUUGGGCUCUCCCCCUCUUCCUGCUCUGCCGUACGAAACCCCCACGAGAAAUGCUUCUCCGGGCGGCCGCCGCCGCCGUCGCCCACCGCCUCCUCGUCAUCCACCCUGUCCGCCGCAUAGCCUCCUUGAAGGUCCCGUGGCGCCGCGACGAAGCUCUCGACGCCUCAAUCAACCGCGACCGGCGCUUCCGCCUAGCGUCCCGCCUCGUCCGCGAGGUGCUCCUCUCCCCCGACCGCCGCCUCCUCCUCCGGUACCUCGCCAAGCGCCGGGAGCGCAUCCGCCUCCCGGUCCACGUCCAGACCUUCCUCCGCCGGUACCCCACCCUCCUCUCCGUCUCCGCUCCCCCCGACCCCGUCGCCUCCCCGUCCCCGCAGCUCCUCUCCUACCUCGAAUCCGCCUCCCGUCUCCAGGCCACGCACGCCCCGCUCCUCGCCUCCAGGCUCGCCAAGCUCCUCAUGAUCUCCUCCACGCGCGCCCUCCCGGUCGCCAAGAUCGCCGCCGCCAAGCGCGACUUCGGCCUCCCGGACGACUUCUUGGUCUCCCUGGUCCCGAGGUACCCCGAUCUCUUCCGCCUCGUUGGUGACCCUGGGCCCGACGCCUCCGGCAAUGCGUUCCUGGAGCUUGCUUCCUGGGACGACCGGCUCGCGAAAUCAGUGAUUGAAUCGAGGGCCGACCGGGAGGCCGAAGUUGUUGGCAUUCGGCCGAGACCCAAUUUUACAGUCAAGUUACCCAAGGGCUUCUACCUCAAGAAGGAGAUGAGGGAUUGGGUGAGGGAUUGGCUUGAGUUGCCGUAUGUGUCACCAUAUGCUGAUACGUUCGGGCUUAACCCGGCAUCACCGGAGGCAGAGAAGAGGUUGAUUGGGGUUUUACAUGAGGUGUUGUCACUGUCGGUGGAGAGGAGGAUGGCAGUGCCGAUUAUCGGGAAGUUUUGUGAGGAGUUUAAGCUCUCAAAUGCGUUCUCUAAUGCCUUCACAAGACACCCAGGCAUAUUCUACGUGUCACUCAAGGGUGGCAUCAAGACGGUUGUAUUGAGGGAGGCGUAUGAUGAAAAUGGGGUCCUUGUGGAUAGGGAUCCUAUGAUCGAGCUGAAGGAGAGGUUCAUGGCAAUCAUGGAUGAAGGGCAUAGGAAGUAUUUGGAGGAUUUGAGGAGGAAGAAUGAGAGGCUGCAGAAAGAGAGGGAAAAUGCAACUCGCAAGGGCACCAAUGCCGUUAAAAAUAUCGAGGAGGAAAGUAUGGAGGAAUCAGAGGAGGACGAGAGUAAAGAAUAUGAUUCUGCGCAAGUAGACUCAGAAGGAAGAAAGCUACUGUGAAUGGCUGUUGUGAUUGUCAUUAUGCUUCUAUGGUAGUGUGACCUGGAAAACAGUGGCCAAGGAUAGGAACGAUCUGUCAUGUUCUAAUGUGAUCAUUUGUCAGCUAGUCAGCUAGUAAAGAAGACACCUUAUUUGGCAGCUAAUAAAUAAUAUGAUGGGUUAAUCUUAGACCCUUUUGUUUCUCCAAAUGAGGCUGAAAUAUAGUUCUAUGAUGAUCGGAAUUUUCUUACGAGCCCUGUGCUCUAUUCAUCUGGUGGAUUGUGGAGCACAGUGAUGUCUUCUGUUUUUGGAACCGGUGCAGAUUCAGAUGCAAUGAUAUUCUGUGUAAGCUGACAACUGAAAACUUUCCUUUUUAAAGGAUAUCCGAAUAAGCAUCAUGCCACGCUCUAGAUAGUUCCACAGACAUAAUAAAACAUCUGAAAAUUUCAUUAAGUUUGCAUUAUGCCAUGCUCGGGAUGGCUCUUGAACUAUCAAAAGUUCUUACAGUGGAACUGUUUGCAGAAAUCGUAGGUAGGGAGUGUACGCCAGGUCUAAAACCAUAAGUAUUUGCAUGCAUUCUUUGGACGUAGUCAACUUUGUGUGAAAUCAUGUUACAGCGCUACAGCAAAAUGGAAGAGAUGGUGAAAACUGAAAAUUUAAAUGGCAGGUUCUCCUAUUUGCAAAGUAGAUCCGUCAAACCUGGAAGAGAUAUGCACCGUAGAAAACAACUUCAUUUUCCUGACUAAUACCAUGGUUGUGACCACCUCUUGCCCAAUAAUUUUUACCAUACACCAAUUUCUGGUAUGCUGAAAAAACAAUUUAUUAUGUAUUUGUCAGAUAACUCAGUAGUGCACAACCCAACCAGAGAGAGUACAGUCAUUUCUUCCAGCAGUUAUUGUUCUUGCCUAAUAAUACUGAAUGGAAACUGAUCUGAUAUUGGCAUCUAAUGUGAAAGUCGUGUUUUGUUAACAAACCAAAUAAAAAGUUGAAGUGGCUCAGUUUUGAUGUUUUUAUGUGGCCUCUUAUUUUAUCCAUACCAUAUGCAAAAAAUCUGCUCUACAAGGCAAGUACUCCCUCUGUUCCAUAAUUUUUGUUGUGGUUUUAUUUCAAAUUUGAUCUAAAACCAUGGCAAGAAUUAUGGAAUGGAGGGAGUAGAAUAUUUCUAAAAGCUUCUUACAUUGUUUCUAUUAUCAGGUAAAGUCUUGAUGGAUGUUUUCUGGGUCAAUAAAACCUGCUUAUGAGUCGUUAGGGUCAAGAGUACAAUGGAACCCCAGAAGUAAAUCAUUUUCUUAUUGGCAGUUCGACAUUCUAUUGAGCAAUCUGAGCUUGAGUAUCUUCCCAGUUCUAGCUAUUAGGCUCCACCACCACCUUUACUCUUUGAUUCAUGCUUCUGCAGAAUGGUCUAAUUAUGUAUUGCUAAGAAAAGGGUACUUUGUGUUCUGAAUUCUGAUACCGUAAAAAGGUUCCAAUUAAUCCAUGGGGUAUUGUAAUGUUGUUUGUUUGUCUGCUAAUAUCAUUACAGUGAAGAUUUGAUUUGAAUUAAAGUUACAUUUUGUUCUCUUCAGGUACACACUCAUACUCUUAUUAAGAUUCUGUAGGACACCCCUUGCAGAAAAAGAAGAUUAUGAAGAACACACUUGGAACUGUUAGUGAAGAUAACCACAACAUUUAUGUCUAAAUUUUUCUGACCUAUCAUCUGCAGGAUCUUGUGUCUUAUUCUUGUCUGCUCUUCCAUUGCCAAAGAAUACAUUUUUUGGCACCAUACAUCACUAGAUAUUGUAACCAAUACUAUUCGAACUAAAGGAUGCAGUAGUUAUAUGUUGCAUAUCAGGUUCAGAUUAUAUAAAAUCAUGACACCCUUCCAACUUUACCUUGUUCUCAGACAGACUUAGUGAUGAGACAACUUAUAUAUGAGUUCUCUUUGAUGGUGAGAUGCAUAUAUCCCAUUUCUAAAGCAGCACAAAGAUUAACAUGUAAUCUAAAUUUUCUCCCGGUCUACUUUGUUCAGUGGGAUUUUAGGGUGCUUUACCAGAACCUUCACAUUUUGAUCACCUCCCAAUCCAAUAUUCUUUCUGUCAGCUUCAUUUUUCAAACCUUGAGAACCAUGUGGUGAGAAGUUGGAUUCUAUUCACUUGAAGGCCCUCCCAGUUUGGCCUUUUAUCAGUGAACAUGGAUGAAAAGGUGAUGUCCUCGAACGUUCUCAAGGUUAACUGAAAUGAAGCUGAUAAAAAGAAAUAUGGAGGCCCAAUAAGCCACUCUCGUUCGAAGCAUCCACUAGAGAGACCAGGAGAACGACCACGCAAUGUGAUUCCCUGCCGCCGAGCCGCCGCCACCACUCUCUCGAUCGGCGCUCGGACCUCGACGCUAUCUACCGUCCGGCGGAUGCUGUCAGCCUAUCCGCCCGACGCUGCCCCCUUUCCAGGACUCCCUCAACACUUCUACAGGCUUGGGGAUGGCCGCCGCUCGGCCCUCAAGAAGAAGCGUACUUGGACUCGGCCGCUGCGGCGCUGGCCGCCGGCCGCCAGCCUUCCCUGGCUCUUCCCGCCGGCUGCCGCACCGCAGCAGGUCCACGUCCCGCCUCCGCUCCCUCCUCCCCAUUCUCUGUUUCUAUUUAUAUGUGCUAUAUACUGUGUGUUACUGUUAAGUGUUUAAAACUUUAAAUUACCCCUAUUCAGUUGUUCUUCUCAGAUUGGAAAGUUUAGUUUUAACAAUGCAUACAAUAAUGAAUCGAUGUCAGAGAAUGGGUGCUUGUUGUAUGUUACAGAAAUGCUAAGUACUGAAGAUAUUUUCAUCACUCA
This is a messenger RNA of Lolium perenne, 4092 nucleotides long. The record is from RefSeq and is a predicted model, not a curated record. Lineage: Eukaryota; Viridiplantae; Streptophyta; Magnoliopsida; Poales; Poaceae.